AUAAUUAAUAUCUAUAUGUACUUUAGGGCCUACUUAUUUUUUAACUUGUGUUUUUUUGUGCCGUGUUUUGGGAAAAUGUUUUCUUUGUGUAUUUGAGAUCCAAAUCGCCAAUAGCGGCAGUGCAGAAUCGGCGGUAGAUUACAGUUUCUUACAUAAUUGAUAGCUUUGAAUAUUUACUAUCUUUCUGCCAACCUACAAGAUAAGCUCAGUUAAUGAAAAAAGUCAAGCAAAGAUUGACUUCCUUUUCCGUGACGAGAACAAAUUCGAACGCAAAAUCUAUGAAAUGAAAAAAAUACGAUAAAUGACUUUUUAAUAGUAUUAUAGUUUUAGAGUCAUGAAGCUGGUUGUUGUUUGUUUGGUUUUUGUCUUCGCUUCAAAUGGAAAUUCAUCUAGGCAAGACUGCAACAAGCCUUUGGGUCUUGAAGACGGUACUAUAAAGGAUGAUCAAAUAAUCGCUUCCUCCUCGCACAAUAAUGACUACCAGACGUACGGUGCACAUCAGGCGCGCCUUAACAAGCGCACCUGGCCACAGGGAUACCGAUCGAGCAAAAAUCAAAGAAUUAUGCCGUGGAUUAGAGUGAAUUUCCCUAAAGUGAUGGUUGUUACGAGUAUAGCAACACAAGGUUACGGGGGCUUGGAUGUGGAGGAGUGGGUUGAGACGUAUUUAUUAAUGUAUCUAGAUGGAGACAAAUACAACGAGAUAAAACGAUCGGCUGGACAGUUAUAUUUUACAGGCAACACCGACCGAAAUCGUGUUCGCCUAAACUAUCUACCCAUUCCAGUUAUGACGUCGUCGUUGUUACUGUUUCCAGUGAAACCUCAUAAUAACGCCGCCCUGCGAAUGGAAAUCUAUGGAUGUAGACCGGAUUAUUACUUUGUUGUGUGGCUCAUGGUACCAAAGCUCUUCGAACUCAAGUAUAUCUACCCAGAAUCGUCUGAUUAUAAGUUGCUAAAAGACGAGGUUUUAUUGGAGGUUUUUUCCUACUUUGACACUAAUGAAGUAUCGUUCCUGUCAGCUCGAUUACAACGCUUCAGUCCCAAGCCAAGCGAAAGUAAACUCGCUGGAGAAAAUACACCCUGGAUCGUAGCAGAGAUAGAGAUCUACUGCCUUGAGAGUAAAAAGGAAAUGGUGUACAUGCAAAUCGAAAAGCAUUUGAAAACUUCUAAGCUUUUCCACCCCCUCUUUAUACAAAUUAACUAUCCAGUCAAUACCAAGUGCAAGCCCGCAGCUGUAGACAUAGGGUUCAGCUCUUUUCCAACCGCCACAGCGUUAGUGAGCAAAAAUGUUGUAGAAAUUCCCAUUAAAAUAGACCUCAAGUGCAAAGACACUACUCGAGAUGAUGUUAUUACCGAGUGCAAAGGCACAGGAGUAGACAAGAACACUGGAUGGUUUAAACUGUUUGUUCCAGUUGGUAAACCCAACGACCGAAAACCCACUUUUAAUCCAUUAGCGUUUAUGUUUGAUGUGGAAAAUGCGUAUGCAUACAUAAUGUGCACAGCUACAACCGUAGUAAAUCAGACAUUACUCGGUACAACUUAUGCUGGAGGGUACUAUCAACUGAGGGUUAUUAGACUUUCAGCAGUUAUUACUGGCCCAGAAAAUGUAGUGACAGGCGCCAAGAGUCUUGCGUUUAAUGCGUUAAAAUCAAGGGACUAUAUGGAAAAAUGGAGAAAAGUUGAGGGAAUGACCUUUACAUGGGAGUUAUUGGACAAGACUAUGAAACCCAUCGCAGGUGCUUUUGAGGUGGACGAUAAGAGCGAAGUCUACGCUCAAGUUAAGAACUCAUCUGAAAGACAUUUGUAUGCAAAACUUCUUCUAAAUAAGCUGUAUACCAAUGUGAGCUAUACAAUUCGGCUUACUGCCAAGAAAGGGAAUCGCAGCAGUCACCAGGAAGCAAACUUCACUAUUCUUCCGCUUCCGCGACUAAAAAUCAAAUGCUUGUCGAAUUGUGGUGGGAAGGUGGACUAUAGUAAACCAGUAGAAGUUAUCAUUAUAUGCCACGGUCAAGCUUGUGAGAAGGUUACGAAACACAACAUCACAGCAACCUUUAAUAACGCAACGAUACUACUGAGCUCCGAAAAAGAAAUGAGCCGCCGUGUCACCAUUCCUACCAAGCUAAUCGAAAAUGGGUUAUUGCAGCUGUCAACAAGCGUAAAUGUACAAGGAGGCUUCUCGGCGAAAGCGAGCAGAUCUCUAAGUUUCAGAGAGUGCAAAAUUUGGCCCGCUUUCGGUAAAGUCCUUAUGACAAAUUAUGCAAUUGAAUGCAAAGGCUGGGACUACUGGAGUACAGGACUGCACUUCAAUAUGUACGAGAUAGUCCUGUGGUCUAGAACUGGACAGGAAAUCGUGUUACUGUCCGGACAUUUGCCCACCUUGUACUCUGUGCUACCAGCUGGGGACCCAGAGAAGGAUCAUCGCCUUAAUCUGAUGGUGAGGAUCUCAGAACCCGGACAACGAAUGGAACAGGUCAAGUUAUCUGUACAGGUCGAGCCGAUAAGUCCAUUUCAGGUGGUACAAUUUCUAAAGCAUCACGUGAGUGUCACCGACCAGUGGACACAUAUAGCGAUGGCUGCUCUCUCAGUAUUUGCACCAGACACGCACUCCGAGGAGAAACAAACAGUAAAUGACCUGAUAUUGCACAACCUAGAAAACGUAUCCGUAAAUAAGAAUCUCAACGAAGUAAGGACUGUGUUUUAUAUCGUCGGCCAGUGCAUUGGCAGCAACAUGACUUAUGUGAACAAGAAACGCGCUCUGGCCAUUUAUGAAAGGUCAGUGAAUGCCCCUACAUCACCACACAACAUAUCUUCCUUCGAGUUGUUAUCUAUUAUUGGCUCUAGCGCCGUUCAGGGUCUGGGGGACAUAAUGCAAUCCACGUCAUCACAUCAAACCAACCUUACUAAAGAACAGGAGCGUUUUGUCGUCGACAAGAGUGUCAAUCUGAUCCAACAUUUGUCGAGCAUGAUCUCGCGGUCUACAACCAUUGACAGGGAUAUGACGAUCAAAACGCACAGCUACAUAUCAGUUAAGGUGGCCAAGAGGCGGUCAUCUACAAUCAAUGGAACAACACUUCAAGUGGGAGAAAGCACAAUAAUAAUCCCUAUGCUCCCAAUGUUGGAAGAUAAUGAAACCAUUGUUAUACAGGCAUUUCAGUUCAGUGAAAAUCCUUACACGUGGCAUCCCACCGCAAGCAACAUCAACUCAGCUGUUCUAGACAUCACGAUACUCGUCAUCCCAAAUUCUACGAUACCCGCCCCAAAGAAAUACAAACAAAUAACCGGAUUUGCAGAGCCGAUUGAGUUUUACCUACCAACAAUAUCCGAAUCGCAACCGACAAGCCAAACACAGAGACCGGAUGCUGGAAACGUAUUCUAUGUCAAACCGAGCCGAGAAAACGUGUCAGCAGAAUUCACCUACCACGCGAUUCACGUCAAGUCUGAACAUUUGAGUUAUAGUGUCAAACUAAAGCCGCGAUGGGACGUUCAGCUAGAGGUGUAUGUGCGGUACAAGGAAAAACCUACUCUAGCGAACUAUAGCUACAUGACAAAGCUGCCCAAUUUUAGCUCGUGUCGGAAUAGUUUUAUAAACUGUAAAGCGGACCCCUAUCUUAUUAUUAUUUCAAAAAAUACCACAGGCCACGUUGGUAUCCACUAUCUGGGAGUACGUUUUGUCGAACAGGUUCAAACGGACCGUGUUAGGCGUUCAUCUGAUGAAAUGUAUAAGCGAGACAAACAAGUGAGAGGCGGCAAUCGAGAUAGCAUUACGGACGGCAGGGAUUGGCAAAGAAGUGGCAUAGGUGCACCGAAAGGUGUCGUGACGCGUGACAUAGGUCCCCAAGAUGAUGCGAUGCUUGCAAGGGAUUUACAAGUAAUCAAGCUUGUUCCAAGUCGUCAAAGGCGUGGAUGUGCUGAGUACAAAGACCCUCCUUCGUUAGUUAACAGCAAGGUCAUGCCAAUGUAUGACGCAAAUACGGACGUCAAUUACACGUUUGAUGUGACGUCAGGGACAUGUAUGUACUGGGAUGUACUCUUGCAGAGGUGGUCAUCACGUGGAUGUUGGCUUGGUUCAAACUCCUCUCUGACGCACAUCCAUUGCUUCUGUAACCAUUUGACGUCCUUUGGAGGAGACUUCUUUGUGCCACCGAACCCUAUUGACUUCAACAAAGUUUGGAGCGCGUUUACCUCUCUGGACCAGUCUAAUAACGUGGUCGUGCUGGCAACAGUGUGCUUGAUGUUUGCCUUGUACGCAUUGGGACUGGUAUUCGCCAGGAGAGCAGACCAGCGUGACAAGCAAAAGGUUGUCAACACCACCAUACGCCUCAACGAAUCCAAUCAGGACUCAAGCGAAAAGCGCUACAAAAUAUUCAUACAGACAGGGGCAUGGCGAGCUAGUGGAACCACAGCCAGUGUUGGUCUGAUUCUCUACGGAGAGAAUGGUGCAUCGCAACCGAUCUUCCUCUCCAAGCCAGAACAUGCAAAUGAGAUCUUCUUUGCCAGAGGUAGCAUCAACAUCUUUAACAUACUUCUGGGACAGGAUUUGGGGUCUUUAAUCAAGAUCAGAGUAUGGCACGACAAUUCAGGAGGAAGUCCAGACUGGUUCCUUACGCAAGUGAUUGCCGAAGACACCACAACUAAAAAGAAAAAGCAUUUCUUGUUCAACAGAUGGCUGUCAGUGGCUAAAGGAGAUUGUAAGAUUGCGGCGGAAGUGCGUGCUUAUAGCCAAGACGACAAAGAUAGAUUCAGGCAUUUGUUUUACUUGAGAACAGAUAAGGGCUUCGGAGAGGGGCACCUCUGGUUAUCUGUCCUCACCCGACCGCCUCAAAAUCACUUCACGCGCUGCCAGCGCUUAUCUUGCUGCAUGUCUAUCCUCUUCGCUGCAAUGAUUACAAGCGCGAUGUUUUAUAACUUCGGAGCCAAGCCAAACGAUGACUUCAACAUCGGUCCUCUUAAGAUGAGCUGGACUCAGAUCAAGAUUGGGAUACAAAGCGCUAUCAUUGCUACACCAAUUAAUGCAGUAAUAGUUUUGUUAUUCAGCAAAUUCCACCCUACAGAUGAAGAGAAUAACAAGCGAGGACCUCGAGGUUCAUGUCUGACUGCUAUUAAUAUUCUAGCCUGGUUCCUGUGUGCAUCUGUUAUACUCCUGUCGGCGGUGUUUGUGGUUUUUUACAGCAUGCAGUGGGGGAAGGAAAAAUCUAAUGACUGGCUUAUCUCCGUGCUUGUGUUUGUUACACAAGAUAUCUUUAUAAAAGAUCCCAUCAAAGUUGUUGUUCUUGCCUGUUUACUUGCAGCAAUAUUUAAAAAGCUCCCCGAAGAACAAGAUGCUAAUCGGAAAUUGAGCAAUACAGAGAUAGAGAUAAAAACCGAUGUCGGGGAGCCACCAGAUGAGCUGCUUCUCAACGAGAAAGAGUUUAAUUUGAAAAAGCAAGAACUCUUUCGCGUGACAAGGGAGAUUCUUCGACUUAUCGUAAUGAUUGUUUUAUUCAUGUUGGUAUGUUAUAGCAACAGGGGACGCACCAGAUACAUGCUGACGAAGUCGAUGGAGGACUUGUUUCAAGGCUUCAACGAGGUUUCAAACGAGGUGGAGUUUUGGACGUGGUCCAGAGAGAUCCUUGUUCCGGGAUUGUUUAAUGCCACGUGGUAUAACGGGGCUUCAUUCGCAUACAAAGAGAGCUUCCUGGGUAACAGAGAAGUAAUUGUUCUCGGGAUGCCGCGAUUGCGGCAGCUGAGAAUAAAACCCGAGCAAAGAUGUGAUUACGCGGAAAAGAUUACUGAGCUUUCUCGGCAUUUUACAAGGUGUAUAAAAACAUUCGCGAAAGUCAACGAGGAAAGAGGACCCUAUCUUCCUUCGUGGGUUCCAAUGCCAAAUAGGGCGAAAAAUAUAUCUGAAGAAAUAGAGAAAACAUUCUGUUCAAAAUAUUGGCGAUAUCAAAGUUCUGACGCAGGCUCUGUGCUCGGGGCGUUCUCCAAGGCUUAUCCAAAUGGGGGAUACAUGGCUGAACUUGGCUACAAUACCGAAACUGCUUUAGAUAUUAUCAAUGAACUGGAAGUUGAUAAUUGGGUGGAUGACUUAACAGCUGUGAUAUUCAUAGAGUUUGCUGUUUUUGAGCCCACAAGCUCUCUCUUCAGUUUUGUGAAAUACGCUUAUGAGUUUGAGCCAACAGGGUACAGAAACCCAGAAACAAGGAUUCGAACAAUAUCAGUGUACUCCCCAACCGAUCCGCGCUCUAGAGUAUUUCAUAAUGUAUGCAAAGUUAUCUUUAUGCUGUUUGUGAUAAUUUGCCUAGUGUUGGAGAUCAAAAAAGCUGUCGGAACUCGGUGUACAUACUUUAGAAAGUUUGGCAAUUGGCUGGAGAUAAUUCUUCUCUCGUUGUGUGUCGCAGCAAUAGUCAUGAACUCCUACGUCGAAUAUUUCGCUGGAAAGUACGUUAAAGACAUCCAGGCAAACCCCUAUAAAACAUGGAACACUGAUGAACUAGUCUUCUGGUCUGACCUGGAAAUUUAUAUUCUCGGUUUCAUCACAUUUAUUCUGACGGUUUAUUUGAUUAAGCUGAUUCGGUUCAAUCGCCAUGUCGCAUUGAUGCUCCGAUCUAUGGGAAGUGCUUCAGGCCUUCUUAUCUCAUUCAGUGUGGUGUACAUCGUUGCGAUCUUGGCAUUUUCUAUGCUGAGCUGCUUAGCUUUUGGCUCGUCAGUCCAAGCUUACUCCAAUCUGCUCAGAUCGACAAGAAAUAUUAUGAACAACGGCGCCUUCGGGGGCGAUAUCAAGUUUGAGGAUAUUAAACACUCCAGCCCGUUUAUCGGACCACUAUACAUGUUCACACUCCAAGUGGUCAUUCUGUGCGUCUUGACUAACAUGUUUAUUGCAAUACUGAACUUCUCCUACUCAAUCGUGAGCAGUGAGGAGGAUGUGAUGAUGUUUAAAGACGUCCAAACAGCAGCCUUUGCGAUUGAGUAUUUCUUCAAGUUUUUACCAAAUAAAGCGGGGAUCUCAUUCAAAGACUGGAGAUGGCAUUUCAGAGUAAAGCUGCCAAACUAUAAGGGUAAAUACAGUAUCACCACCAGGCUGAUUAAAAAGAGAAAGGCAAGUGAUAAGUUUAUGUGGAGGACUUCUCUGAAUUCCGGGAUAAUGGAACACGAGCCAUUUUGUGAAGACGCAGUAAGUGAGCCUGAUCAGCCUUGUUGUAAGGUCUUCGAGCAUCUGGAUUGCACUUGUUAUAAAAACCAUGCAAGUCAUUCUACCAUCGAAUACGAAAGGCCAUGCAAUAGUAUCUCUAAAGACGAAAAAUCGACUUUAUCGGCGUCUAAUGUAACGGUGUGCGCGAGCCAUGUAUUUCCAACGAAAAGCUUCUUGGAGAGUGCGCCUGCUGAGGAGGGUAUACUAGAACCGAAAGGCAAUGAUGCAAUAGACACCUUAAAAAGUGUCGAGAGCGUGGAUGAUAUCAUGUACCUUGACGACGACUUUACGAUGGUGAAGAUUAAACGUGAGUUAUGCGAUAUUGGUAUUAGCCUUAAAAAAUCAAUAAACAGUUUGUAUGACCAUGUGGAUUUGAAUCUCGACGAGAAGACUCCUACUUCACCGAGGUCAUACUUCAGGAAACGAGACUCGUUUAGCACCGUCUCGCUAACCACGUAUAAUGAGAGCUCCCGCGGUUCUAACCAAAGUUUUAUUGACAGACGCUCUAUUUUUAGUAGAGAAUCAUACAAUAAGUCGGAGGAGUCCUUGAAUUCUACCAUUGAAAACAACAUUGACACUGGUAACCAGCGACGUCUUAGCAACCAGAGCGCACUUUCUCUUAAUGUGUACGGUGUAGAAAACUACAGGUACUGAAUAUCUAUUAUUUUGAAAUAGGAGUAGCUUCUAGAAUAGAAGAUGGGUAGAAGUACUAAUGUCUUAUAUAGCAAAGAGAUAUUGAAUAGAUGAUAAAGAGAACAAAAAGAGAAGAGAAGCCGAUGUCUAUUCUAGCUAUUUGAUUGCAUUUACGAUAUGACAAAUAUACAGAUCAAGUCAAACCAGGAACGAAUAUGUAAUACGUUUCUAAACAGACUUGAAAUGAAAUGCCAUGUAAAGGUCGAAAUUGUGUGGGGCUUAUAGUCGCGAAAUAGUUAUAGGUCUUCAAAAGUGGAGCCGGAACUAUUUUGAACGAUGAUUUUUUUUAUGCCUAUCUCUUUAUUUAAACUUUAAGCAAAAUCCGAAAAGAGGGGAAUGUAGCUUCAUUUAAACUUCUAAAUCAAAAUCUGCUUUAACCGAUAAAAGUUGUUGAAAGCCGUUAAAUUCUUCACUACCCAUACAAACAGGAGGAACAUAACACUAAAAAUGUUUGUGGGGAAAGAAAGAAUAACAUUUGAAAGAGCUUAAAGAAAUCAGUACAAUCACCUACUACAAACUUUACCAGGAUAUAAAAUAUGAAAGAAACAAAAAAGUUGUACAUGCUGUUUGGAGAUAAUAUUAUACAAUAAAUAUCCUUAUCAAGAAAAACA
Nematostella vectensis (starlet sea anemone) is the source of this 8472-nucleotide messenger RNA. RefSeq lists its product as uncharacterized. Gene Ontology annotation, biological process: detection of mechanical stimulus. Lineage: Eukaryota; Metazoa; Cnidaria; Anthozoa; Actiniaria; Edwardsiidae. Gene Ontology annotation, cellular component: membrane. The coding region runs from base 335 to 7822 and encodes 2495 amino acids. Gene Ontology annotation, molecular function: protein binding; calcium channel activity; calcium ion binding. The record is from RefSeq and is a predicted model, not a curated record. The transcript is spliced from 17 exons.